Dicentrarchus labrax (European seabass) is the source of this 3921-nucleotide messenger RNA. RefSeq lists its product as uncharacterized. Gene Ontology annotation, molecular function: protein binding; RNA binding. Gene Ontology annotation, biological process: negative regulation of transcription by RNA polymerase II; nervous system development. Bases 575 to 2680 code for a protein of 701 amino acids. NCBI's taxonomy places the organism in Eukaryota, Metazoa, Chordata, Actinopteri, Moronidae. The record is from RefSeq and is a predicted model, not a curated record. The transcript has 3 exons. Gene Ontology annotation, cellular component: nucleus.
CACUCACAGUGAUUAAAGCAAGUGGGCGGCAGCAGCAACUGGUCUGCCUGUGUGGCUCUGCAUAGCAGACAUGUUUCUCACUGCUAGAUAUUACUCAUUUCCUCAGCCCUUUGCACACACAAACACACACACUCUUGACAUACACACACUCACACACACAACAGACACAGAGACGGAUAGCAGGUUUUCAGUUCUUUCCCUCAGUUUGGUGGGCUCGCUGGUGUUAUUUCAUGCGUACAGAGAUCAGAGGCAGUGUGUAGCUGGAGGCUGCUGAUAUCUGCGGGUGCUGUAACUGGCGGUGGUUCUGUAGAGAAGCAGUGUAGCACAGUGAGGAGCUGAGGAGUGGGUUGACCCUCUGGGAGGACUGGAAUAUGAAUGACUGCCAACACUGGGACAUCUACUCAGCCCGCACUAAGGUGAGUGCUGCUUCAGUACAAAGGAAUCAACAGUGAUCUGACAGUGAUGCUGUGUAGCAGCCUUCCCCUCUGUCUGCGGCCCCCGUUCUCCCGUGAGGCCCAUGUGACCUAGCCUACACCCACACACAGGGGGCCCCCUCUGCCGCUGGAGCCCACCCAUGAAUCCCAGCCCCGACCGCGGCAAAGAGUGCCUCCCUCCCAAGAAGAGGGAGUCUCGGCAAGGAUCGACAGAACACCACGUCCCUUUGGAUGAGUUUAAACCCCCUGUGCCGCUCCGGAGUCGGUCCAGCACAGGGGGAGGAGAGGGAGGCAGGGAGGCCAGUGACAGGGAUCGAGCUCUGAUUAACCCAAACCCCCAUCUCCUACAUACUCCUCCACCUCUUCCUGCUCCAGCACCAGGCCUCCCCCUGCCCCUACCAUGGCACCUGAGUUACUCUCCCUCUGUCUCUCUCCCCCUUUUUCCAGGACAAGUUGGCGAGAGGAGGGGCUCAGGGUCUCCCGCCUGGAGAGAUGAUCCUCUCCCCUCACCCCUGCCCCACCACUCCAGGUGGCUUAGAGGGGAAGGGCCCCUCUCCUUGCCACCUUCCCCAUCUUCCUCCUCUGCCUCUUCCUUUAAGACUCCCUUCCCAGCUGAUUCUAGAGAGAUAUGGUCCUACAUUAACAGCGGCCGGCGGGACAACAGCUCCUCUCUCUUCUCCCCUUCGUACUUGUUUAGUCACCACUCCCUCUACCCUCAAGAGCCAAGCUUAGUUGAAGCCAGACACAGGUACCUGGGCAAGAGGCCCAACGGCCUGGAUGGGCCAGGCAGCAGGACUGCCUCAACCUCCAGGCCUCUGCUCACAGGAGAAUAUGGGAACGAUAGCAGCAGAACCAGACUGGACGUCAGUCCACACAGCUCACAUACCAAUGGUGGACGGAGACAGCAGGAAGAUCUAACAUCCCGUGUCCAUUCUUGUGGGCCAUUUUUGUCAGACUCACAAGCUCAGGAGGGCUCUGAGCCACAUUCCUCACUGCAGGACAGACAUCUGCAUGGGAUAGCUAAGACCAGCUCUAAUUUACUCUCCACCAGUCCCCAUCCCCUGGGACUAGUCCCCAGGGCAGGUAGAGGGGGGCUAUUGGACACUCUUGGGGCCACACCAGCUGAAGCCCAGAUAUACUACUCCUUGGGAUCAGUGUGUCACCCCAGCCCUCAGGCCCAAGCCUACCCACUCUACAGCCCCUCAGGAACACCUCUGUACAACCUGCACAGGGAGCCAGGCCCCAGGCAGCACAAUCUAAGGAACUCACCACACUCACCCCUGGGUCUGCCUAACAACCAUGACAGGUCGCAAAGAGACCGGGACAGAGACCGGGACAGAGACAGGGACAGAGACCAAGAAAGAGACAGAGAAAAAGUCCUACAAAGGGACAGGGAGCGAUGUAAAGACAAAGACAAAGAAAAGCACCUACAACAUGACAAAGACCAAGAAAGAGAAAGUGAGCGCGAGAGACGAAGGGACAGAGAAAGAGACAGAGGGAGAGAUUCAUCUCCUUCUCAUCUUCACACCUCACCGCCAGCCCUUCACCCAUCUCCCCCUGCGCUCCUACCUCACUUCACCAAGGGUUCUCUGAUUGAGUUGGCCAGCGGGCGGUUGAAGCGAGUGGAGGAGCUGCGAACCGAGGACUUCCUGAGGAGUGCAGAUACCUCCCCAGAGUUCCACCUCAGCACCUGCACUGUGCUGCUGAUUUCCCCCAGCAGUACACAGGGCUUCAGCCACCUGCAAGUCCACCUCACAGACCUCAACACUCAGGAGUUACUGAAGGUCUUGGUGGAGUAUCCAUUCUUUGUGCAGGACCGAGGCUGGUCUUCUUGCUGUCCCCAGAGAACCUCCCAGCUGUAUGGCCUGCCCUGCCGCCAGCUCAUGGAGGGGGAUGUCUGCCUGGCUCUAACCCCCACACCCACCCAAACCCACCGGACACACACACGUACCGGCUCCAGGGCGCAUCGCACGCAACUCCACUCCAGGGCCGCCGGAGAGUCCAGCAGCUCGCACAGGGAGGAGAUGCCACCUCCACCUCCUCCCCCUCCUCUUCCUCUUCCUCACCACCCACCUCCUACGGUGCCGGCCCCUCCACGCACUCUGGCCGCAGAGCCUCCUGUUCCGGAGCAGCCCCGUCCACGCAAACGCCGCUGGUCUGCCCCGGACACCCUUCCCUCAACCGGAAGCGAUGCUCCUGGCCUCCUGGAUUUACCUCAUGGCUCCAAGCUAAUGAAGUGGCAGUAGAAACUUGGAAAUGCAUAUGUAUACAUGCAUACUUACACACACACAUAAGCACAUACACACCCUCCUUGUCUCUGUUGCACCCACCAAGACAAACAAUGGAGAGACCUCAAGGCAGGGUUGCAGGGAAGGAAUAAAAAACAAUAGAAAACACAAUUUACGGGUGUCCACACUGCUGCCCAAAUAUUAACCUCGUCCACCCUAGUCUAGCCCUUACUGCACCCAUCCUUCCUUUUCCUUUCCCUUCCUUCCCUCCCCUUAACCUUACUUAGCACAACCCUGAAAGGAGCAGCAGCUGAAGGAUCUCUGGAUGGCUCCUUACAGACACACUGAAGACAUUUAGUGAGACAAUCAAGCACUUGUCUGUGUUCACUCUGUUUUUGUAAUGGUUGUCCCACACACCUACUUACUGACAGUGUUUUCUGCAGGGUAUCAAUUUUCAAUCAGUGUUAUGAAAGUAAACGCUAUUGAAGAAGUGCAGAUAUAUAUGAACAAAAGUUGAAUAUAUAUAUUACAUUACAGAUGUUAUAUACAGUAAAUAUGCUAAACAGAUUUAAUGCAAUCUCUGUCAAUUUUGCAAUGCAUUUUCUUUUUUUAUUUUUAUUUUCUUGCUUCUGAGCCGAUGUCUACAUGUCGGCCUGGGCAGGCAAGGUGAAUGUAUGAGCAACUCUUCGCCUUUUUUAUUCUAAUCACUGGGAGUCAUUUCAAACAAUUGUUCGUCAAGGCAUUACCCUCCAAUAUGUUCUUAACAUUAUCUCUGAGAAAGGGAGAACACUAAUGAAAACUGCGUAACAGACAAUCCCACCCACACAGACAGGUCUGUGACACAUCGCCUCGACACUCAUGGUGUUUUUCCAUUAAAAACUGAAUGAUGGAAAGAGUAAAAAGUGCAGUACGGCUGAAGAGUAAUGGUGCUAAUAACACGUUGGAACAUGAUGCUUUGUGAAUACUCUUGACCCCUGUGUACUGUACGCUUCUGUUCCCAUCUCAUUUUUUACGUACUGUAUAUGUUUGAAGGCAGGGAAAAUGAUGAAAGUAUUUUAAACUCAGAUACGGGUAUCUCCUCUGAUUCAGCACACUCUCUCACUUUAGUUUUUGUGUUUGUUUUUUUUUUAUUUUCAAAAAGAAAACCUUACUUGUUGAUUUUUCUUUUUAAAUGUUAUAGCUACAAAAAUGUAUAUUUUUAAAAAUUGUGAAUCUGUUAAAUGAUGUUCGCUAGAAAUAAAGGAAAAAAGCUUUAUAGA